AUGAGCUGGGGGAAUCACUCACUGCUGAUGGAAUUUGUGUUCCUGGGCUAUCCCUCCCACCCAGACCUGCAAAUCCUGGCCUUCCUCGGAGUCAGCCUGGUUUAUACCUUGGUCAUCACAGGCAACAUCCUCAUUGUAGUGGCCAUCCAGACAGAAGUCAGGCUGCACACACCCAUGUACUACUUCCUGGGUUGCCUCUCCAGGGUAGAAGUAUGCUACACCACUGUAGUGGUGCCCCACAUCCUGGCCAACAUCCUACAGACAGAGAAGACCAUCACCCUACUAGGCUGUGCCAUUCAAAUGAUUUUCUUCAUUGGACUUGGAAGUGCCGAUUGCUUCCUCUUGGCUGUCAUGGCUUAUGACCGCUAUGUCGCUAUCUGCCAUCCCUUGCAGUACCCCCUCAUCAUGACUUCAACUCUGUGUGUUCGCUUGGUUGUGGCCUCCGUGGUGGUUGGCUUGUUCCUGUCUGCACAACUGGUGGCUUUCAUCUUCUCCCUGCCCUUCUGUCGGGCUCGAGGCAUCCAGCACUACUUUUGUGACAUACCACCGGUGAUGCAUCUUGUUUGUGCCAAAAGUCACAUCCAUGAGCACUCGGUUCUGGCGGCAGCCACCAUGGCCAUCGCUGUGCCUUUCAUCUUCAUUGCCACCUCCUAUGCCUUCAUUGUGAGCGCUGUGCUCAAGAUCCACUCAGCAGCUGGCCGCCACAGGGCCUUCUCCACCUGCUCCUCCCACCUCAUGGUGGUCCUGCUGCAGUAUGGCUGCUGUGCCUUCAUGUACCUGCGCCCCAACUCCAGCUAUGACCCCAAGCACGAUAAGUUCAUCUCUCUGGUGUACACACUGGGAACCCCACUACUCAACCCACUUAUCUACACCCUGAGGAAUAAUGAGAUGAAAGGGGCUAUAGGGAGAAUUCUUAUCAGAAAUUUCCUCUUACAGAAAAACCCCAGUGUGUAG
Messenger RNA from Erinaceus europaeus (western European hedgehog), 954 nucleotides. Its product is annotated as olfactory receptor 10W1-like. The transcript has a single exon. Gene Ontology annotation, biological process: G protein-coupled receptor signaling pathway. NCBI's taxonomy places the organism in Eukaryota, Metazoa, Chordata, Mammalia, Eulipotyphla, Erinaceidae. Gene Ontology annotation, molecular function: G protein-coupled receptor activity; olfactory receptor activity. The record is from RefSeq and is a predicted model, not a curated record. Gene Ontology annotation, cellular component: membrane. Bases 1 to 954 code for a protein of 317 amino acids.